This is a messenger RNA of Trichoplusia ni (cabbage looper), 448 nucleotides long. Its product is annotated as probable phospholipid-transporting ATPase IA. The record is from RefSeq and is a predicted model, not a curated record. NCBI's taxonomy places the organism in Eukaryota, Metazoa, Arthropoda, Insecta, Lepidoptera, Noctuidae. The transcript is spliced from 2 exons. The coding region runs from base 132 to 380 and encodes 82 amino acids.
CAAUACUCGUGUGAUCCAGGUCGGGUCAGAUCCUGUUCGAGCGGUGGACGAUAGGGUUCUACAACGUGAUAUUCACCGCGCUGCCGCCGUUCGCCAUCGGUCUCUUCGAUAAACUCUGUUCGCCUGAAAUUAUGUUAAGGCACCCGAUCCUGUACAUCCCGUCGCAGCAGGGGCUGCUGUUCAACGUGCGCGUGUUCUGGGUGUGGGCCAGCAACGCGCUGCUGCACUCCGUGCUGCUGUUCUGGCUGCCGAUGCUGCUGGCCAGCCACCACGUCCUGUGGCCCAACGCCCGGGACGGAGGGUACCUCGUCAUGGGGAACUUCGUCUACACCGUGAGUCGAACCAACGUUAUAGUCAUAUCAAGUAUUCAUGUUCUCUAGAACUUCAAAUUUAUCACGUAAGGUUUUCAGUUUUGAAUAUUAAUUAAGAUAAGCGACUUUUCAAAUUC